AUGAGCCGAAAAUCAUAUGAGUCCUCAGCUCAUGUUGUAUCGAUGGAGCUGAAUGUCUCGCUUGAAACCCAAUCAGGCGUUUUCACAGAAAUUUUGGAAGCUCUUUCGUCUAUAUCUUCAAGACUCAAGAACGAUGCUCAUCACCGAGACCUGCUAGUUGCUGAUCUCAACGAACUGUCAAGACAAUGGCAACAUUUACAGGUGAUUUUGGAGUCUGGAUUUGAUCUCCAAUGUUCUUACGGAGAAGUGCUUGAGAAAUUUGCUGAUAUGGCCAGGGUCAAAAACGACUUCUACAUGGUGUUUCAAACAAUCGCGGUUAUCGAGUCUCGCUUGGUGGAGUUGCUGGACGACGUGGAAUCUAGCAUUACAGAAGAAGCCAAUAGCGAGGAUUUGAAUACAUUGAUAGACAGUUUCGAGGACUGUUGGAUGAAACUUGAUCGAUUAAAGAUCCUGCUUCGAUCUUCGAGAUACACUUUGGAAAGCGGAUUAGAAUUCAACGCGAUUUUAAACGACAAUAUCCUGGCACUCGAUGCUUUGAUAGAUGGAAAUGCUGAGAAGUGCUUCGAGAUUAAAGAGGGCCUGAAAAGCUCAGAAAUUUCGCGGACUUCAUUCGGCAGUGAAAAGAGGGUCAGUAGUGUGCUUUCAGAGUGUGCUGAAACGGGAUUUGCUCGAGUGCCUACCCUUCUCGAGGAAUCUGAUCUUUUCGAAAAGUUCGUCACUAUCAGAGACACUAUGGAACCACUUGAAGAGAACCUGCGUCACACAUUGCACCACAGGAUAGAGCAGUUUGGCAGUCGCAAAAUCAAUUACGCGGAAUCCUUGGUUAACAUUUUGAGGGCGAAAUACAACGAAGUCUGUCAGAAACACGAGUCACUGUUGAUUGUUUUCCAUCUGCUUCAGGAAGAGCUUGUCAAUUCUCGCUGGAAGGAGCUCUUCAAAAGUUUGAACAAAAUUAUUGAGCAGGAUAUUUCGGCCGCUAGUGCUAUGGUCACCGAAUUGGUGACGCUUUCAAAAAUAGGGACUUUGGAACGUGCAAAACUCCUUUCAUUACAGCGGGAAAUUGAGAACAACUUCAAUAUUGUAUAUCAAGCUCUCCAUAGCUCUGUGUUGAGCGUCGAUGUGGCAGAUCAAUCCAACGAGCUAGCCAACCGGUGGCUUGACGUUGGAACACAAAUUGAAGAAUUGUGCUCACAAGCAAAUGCGGAAGAAGAUCUGGCAUCCGGUAUCCAGAAGUUGUCUCUGCGGCAGGAGGAAUCUACCGAAAAACGGCCAACACAAGCACGCUCCUCCAGCGUUGGCGCCCUUCUCUUCAAGCGCAUGAAUAUUAAACCUGUCAUGGUUGAUACUACACCCAAGUCUGCAGUGAAGACUAAACCACUAUACCAACCUUCAUUGAAGUCACAACCCGCUCGCCUGAAUUUUGAAAGUAUCCCAAACCUUUCACAGCCCAACGCUAGUAAUUUGAAAAAAGGUAGCAGCAUUUUGAGUCCAAUCAAGAGUGCAGAAUCUGACCCAAUGGAUGAAGUAUCUACAACUGAGCUACUGCAACAGAAAAUCGUCCAUUUUUCGAGUUUAAAGUCGCGAAUUCCCGUCUACCGUUGUCAUCAAUCCAAUAUCGCAAACUCGAUAACAGUCCAUCUAUCAGAUCCGAUGAAAGUGGUGCUUAAGAGUUCAAAUCUGUUUUCUCUCGAGUCCGAAGUAUUCAGAAAGUGUCAGCUUUCAUCUUCGUGCUUACCUAAGCUGCAGCUAAGUUGA
Molecule: messenger RNA, 1755 nt
Organism: Lachancea sp. 'fantastica'
Lineage: Eukaryota; Fungi; Ascomycota; Saccharomycetes; Saccharomycetales; Saccharomycetaceae
Source: the annotation of a GenBank genome assembly